This is a messenger RNA of Striga hermonthica, 2967 nucleotides long. Lineage: Eukaryota; Viridiplantae; Streptophyta; Magnoliopsida; Lamiales; Orobanchaceae. The record is from the annotation of a GenBank genome assembly.
AUGGCCAAAUCCCGGGCUGGGCCUAGACAGGUGGUUGAAAAUCGGGUAAAACUGCUCAAGGAAUUGGAGGAAUCGGGUGUAAGGGAGAAGUCUGCAGUGAACUCUCUUUUUGAAUGCUUAGCAAUACUCUGGGAAGAGUUUACUUGUUUAGAUAUAUCCCAAUGCAUGUUGAAUAAAGCUAUAUUGGAUGUGGCAGCAAAGUACUUGGAUUCAGACAUAUCGGGAUGUCUAGUGCAAUUUCUUGCAUUAGGAACAAAAGCAAACAUGUGGAGCAGAAAGCAUAUGAAAAUGACUCUAAUGUCAAUGGAAGAUUCUCCAGAAGAAGAGCACAGUAGUUUCUUUUAUCAGUUGGUGUUGGAUUUGCUAAACUACACGGUUGCUAGUUAUUCAGCUUUAGCAAGAUACACUGUUUCUUUUAAUGAGGAGUUGGUUGUCGGCCUAGAGAAUUUCAUUUCAGAACAGUUCUCUCUGAUGACAGAUUUGGUAUCUGAAAUAAAGAGGAUUCACACAUUAGGCUCAGAGUUACUGAAAGCAGCUCAGUUCGCCCUUGAUGCAGUCACUCGGUUAUGCAAGGUAUAUUGCAGUGGUGUGAAGUGGGAUAUCUUUCAUGAAAAUUCUGAUGAUGCUAAAACUGGACACUGCAGAGAGUUGGAACGAGUAGACCAUGUCAUCCGAGUAACCAAUUGCACGAUUGAAAAAUUAUGUGAAAUGGGGACUGUUGCGGCUAACGAUGGUGGCAGUCUCGUGAGUGUGCUGAAUUUGUCAUGGAAAGGUGUAGUGUCAUUGCUACAGUUUGGAAAGGGUGCUCUAGCGACAAAGGUGAACAUCAGAGAUGUUAUUAUGAACCUAAUUUCUCUAGCUAGUGAGUCUCUGAGACGUGCCGCUGAGACUUGGUUGUCUUCUGUCAAGGAUAAUGUACCUGUGGCAGAAGCCAAAAGAAUUUUCCUUCCAAUUAAAUUUUAUUUGAUCAAUGCCGUAAGGAUUAUUUCACAGUAUCAAACACAAUCCACCUGCUUGUACAGAGACAUAGCUCUCUUUGUUGUUAUGAUAUCAUCCUUCAAAAUCUCACUCAGCACAAUGGAGCAUUUGAGAUCUGCUAGUGACGUCUUGGCAGAAACUUUGGAGCCGACAUCCUUGCACCUAAUCAACUCUCUUCUAAACUCAUCUCAGGUGAAGCAAGAAAACAAGUGCCAGAUUUUGGAUUGGUUGUUUAGGAAGGGCAAUGACAGCGGUGGUGAAAUGACUUCCGAGGCAGAGGGCAAUAAAAACAGGGACAAUUCAUUAGAUGUGAUAUUUUGCCUAAGUUCUGAUUCACUGAACAAGGAAAAGAUGAUUGCCCUGGGCCGAGUUGCUUUGUUUCUUAGACUUCUGAUAUGUGCGCCUGAUCUAGAGGAUGAUACCAUACUCCUCAUCGCUCAAAAGCUCGGAUGGCUUCUGGAUAUACUUGUAGAUGAAGAUGUAUAUUGCGCUACUCUUGUUUUGCAGAUUCCAAUGGCUUCUGGUCCUAACCAGACCAAUGAAGUCGCAUACCAUCCCAUGUUUUGUGCUGUACUUCAUGCAAUGAAGACCUUCCUCAUCGUGGCUUCCUUGAGUGUGGCAUGGAAUGAAGUGGAAUCAUUUCUGAUAGAAAAUCUUUUCCACCCCCACUUUCUUUGUUGGGACAUCAUCACUGAACUUUGGUGCUUUAUUCUUAGACAUGCCGAGAUGUAUUUGGUGAACGAUAUUGUCGAUAAACUUUGUGCACUUCUGAUGCUGACAUCCGGAGAAUCGGUGUUGUUUCCUCAAAGUGCUCUUCGGAAUACUGCUAGACUGAUGUGUACUGUCGUAUCUCAUGGACCAGAGUUCAUGGUCGAUCGAGUUUAUCAUAGCAUAUUUGAUGGUGGCAGAUCUGAGAAUGCUUUGAAUAUGCAGAUAGCCCUACUCAUGGAGGGCUUCCCCCUAAAUUUCCUUUCAGAGAAGAAAAGAAGUAUUGCUAAACAAAGAAUAAUCACCGAGUAUUACGACUUCUUGGAGAGCUUUGCUGAGUUGUCACUUGGUGAAAGAAAUUCUAGCGUCUAUGGGGCUCCUGUCUUUGCUCUAUGUGCCGCAUUGCAGUCUCUCCAAGUCAGCCUAUCGGAUGUGGACAUGAAGACUCUAAAGUUCCUAGUUUCCAUGAUUCACAAGUACAAAACUUCCCCUGACAAUGCAAGCAAAAACCAGUACAGGAUGCUUCUCGGGGAGCUUCUGGGCAUCAUUUCCAACCUGAAGCAUUUAUACUCGUCCGAUGAGAUGGAUAAAGUCAUCGUGGAGCUCCAGAAGCUCUUCAUCUCGAGUCCAGCCACCCAAUCAGACAGCCACCUCUUGAUGUGCAAACCUAAUCUAUCCCAUUUCAUGGCCGGCCUCGGGCACGCGGACCUACCAGACGGCGAUGACUGUGCCAGGAGCUCGGCUGCGUGGGAGCUGUACCACAUGCUGUUGCGCGAGCGCCACUGGGCAUUGGUCCACCUGUCAGUCUCUGCAUUUGGAUAUUUUGCCGCUCGAACAUCGUGCAAUCAGUUGUGGAGGUUUGUCCCACAUGAUGCGGCCCUCUCAUUCGAUCUGGAUUCAGGGAAGGAGGCGGAUGAAGAGCGGUUCAUGUCGGAGUUGAAAGUGGUUCUUGAAAAGGAUGUGGCGGCGUGCCAGGCGACUCCAGAGCAGCUUGUUGGAGAAGGUUUGGUGCUGAGAGAAAAAGUGAGAAAUAGAGUGGGAGCUAUGGUUUGUGAUGCGAUGGAUGUUGAGGAGUGGAGGGAGGAGAGCAGGAAAAGGAAAAUUCGGGAUGGGAUAAGCAAAGGGGUGGGUUUGCUGCAGGACGGGCUGAGGGUAAUGGUAGACGGGCUUUCGGAGUGGGAAAGAAAUCAGCACGCUGAGGUUCAUGAGGAAUUUCAGACUCACUUUUGCCGGCUGGAGGAUGUGAUAGGGCACCUGGUUAGGAUUUCUGAUAGGUUCUGA